CUCGUGUUUUACUGCAAUGGAGUUGAUGGCUGCAGGAGAUGAGAAGGGAGUUGGAGAAGACUUUACACAGGACGGGACUACAGACUUAAAGGGUAAUUCCGUCUUAAGAUCAACUUCAGGGCGAUGGAAAGCUUGUUACUUCAUGCUGGGCUAUGAAGUGUGUGAAAGAAUGGCGUACUAUGGAAUUGCAACGAAUUUGGUGUUAUACUUGACAAGGGAAUUACAUCAAGGCACUGUGAAAUCAUCAAACAAUGUCACGAAUUGGAGUGGCACCGUGUGGAUGACUCCUAUAUUGGGUGCAUAUAUUGCUGAUACAUACUUGGGAAGAUAUUGGACUUUCAUGAUCGCCUCUAUCAUUUCUCUUCUGGGCAUGUGCUUAUUGACUCUUGUGGUUUCAUUACCAUCCGUAAAGCCACCAUCAUGUGGCGAAGAUGUGAGUUACCUAGACUGCGAUAAAAGGGCCACUUCUUUCCAAGUUGGUAUCUUCUAUUGUGCACUCUACAUUAUCGCGAUUGGGACAGGUGGAACUAAGCCCAAUAUCUCGACAAUGGGUGCAGACCAAUUCGACGAUUUUGACCCCAAAGAAAAAGCCCAAAAGCUCACUUUCUUUAAUUGGUGGAUGUUUAGUGCCUUUUUUGGCACCCUCUUCGCAAAUACAUUCUUGGUGUACAUUCAAGAUAAUGUAGGUUGGGGAUUCGGGUAUGCUAUCCCUACAUUAGCUCUAGUUGUGGCCAUAGUAAUGUUUUUCUUUGGGACACCCGUUUAUAGACACAAGCCAACUUCAGAAAGCCCGUUUAGUAAAAUGGCCAAAGUAUUAGUUGCGGCUGCAAGAAAGAGAAAUGUAGUUGUACCCAUUGACCCUAACGAGCUUUACGAGUUGAGUUCAGAUGAGUACUCCAGUUUGGGAAAGCCUAAAAUUAACUACUCAUCUUCACUAAGGUUCCUUGACAAAGCUGCUGUGAGGAUUGAAGAACCAAUUUCUGAAUGGAAACUAUGUCCAGUGACUCAAGUAGAGCAAACAAAACAAAUGAUAAAAAUGGUCCCAAUCUUGAUAGCAACAUUCAUUCCUAGUACAUUGUUGGCCCAAAGUCACACACUUUUCCUCAAACAAGGCACCACGUUGGUGCGGUCCAUGGGCCCAUAUUUUGAGAUGCCACCAGCUUGUCUAGCCGUAUUCACCACAAUCUCCAUGCUUAUCACCAUUGUUGUUUAUGACCUUUACCUUGUUCCCUUGGUUAGAAGAUAUACGAAAAAUCCAAGAGGCAUCACAUUGUUGCAACGAAUGGCAAUUGGCAUAGCUCUCCAAAUCAUUACUAUGAUCAUUGCCAGUAUAGUAGAAAGUCGACGACUACAUGUAGCUAGAGAUCAUGGUAUAGUUGAGAAAGGGAAAACUGUGCCUCUAAGUAUAUUCAUUCUUCUUCCUCAAUUUGCAUUGAUGGGUAUUGCUGAUUGUUUCUUAGAAGUAGCAAAACUUGAGUUUUUCUAUGAUCAAGCACCCGAAGGAAUGAAAAGUCUUGGGACGGCUUAUUUUACAACUAGCCUUGGUAUCGGGUUUUUUCUUAGUAGUUUCAUCCUAUCGAGUGUGGCUAAUGUUACAAAACGUUAUGGACAAAAAGGUUGGAUCCUUGACAACCUCAACAUAUCACACCUAGAUUAUUACUAUGUCUUUUUCACGGUUUUGUGCUCCAUGAACUUCCUUUUCUUCCUCCUUGUCGCGAAAAACUUUGACUACAAAGCUGAAGUGGAUGAAACAAGAAAAUAGUUGUAAAAAGAGAUUAGAAAGUUUGAAGAACAAGUUGCAACAUCUCAAUAUGAUCCUCAAUUUUAGCAUUUUUUUUUAACUUGGAGAUGUUGUCUUAGA
Erigeron canadensis is the source of this 1861-nucleotide messenger RNA. Its product is annotated as protein NRT1/ PTR FAMILY 5.2-like. Lineage: Eukaryota; Viridiplantae; Streptophyta; Magnoliopsida; Asterales; Asteraceae. Gene Ontology annotation, cellular component: membrane. The transcript has 4 exons. The record is from RefSeq and is a predicted model, not a curated record. Gene Ontology annotation, molecular function: dipeptide transmembrane transporter activity; tripeptide transmembrane transporter activity. Gene Ontology annotation, biological process: dipeptide transport; transmembrane transport.